Messenger RNA from Sphaeroforma arctica JP610, 321 nucleotides. RefSeq lists its product as hypothetical. The record is from RefSeq and is a predicted model, not a curated record. Lineage: Eukaryota; Ichthyosporea; Ichthyophonida. Bases 1 to 321 code for a protein of 106 amino acids. The transcript is spliced from 2 exons.
AUGGCGUGUCUGGGACUAUGGUGUAAGUUCGGCGAGUACGUCAACUACAUGUGCCAGUACAGCAUGGUUGGCCCUGCUCAGAAGGCCGAUUUCGGCCAAGCAAUGUAUCUAGCCAAACAACGGGGUAUUGAGGAUUCUUUCCAGGAUAUCAUGCUCGCUUGGGUACGUUUCAAACGACAGCGAAGAAUAAACUCAUGUAAGAAUAUAAACCUGGUUGAGAGUCUGAUCCAUAGAUCCUCAGGAGACGCUCCAGACGUUGAUCCUCAGAAGCAUGCCACUACCGAUCAACAGCCAUACAACCAGGAACGCGAACGUAUGUAA